Messenger RNA from Panonychus citri (citrus red mite), 3926 nucleotides. RefSeq names its product liprin-beta-1-like. NCBI's taxonomy places the organism in Eukaryota, Metazoa, Arthropoda, Arachnida, Trombidiformes, Tetranychidae. The transcript has 9 exons. Gene Ontology annotation, molecular function: protein binding. The record is from RefSeq and is a predicted model, not a curated record. Gene Ontology annotation, biological process: neuromuscular junction development. The coding region runs from base 116 to 3499 and encodes 1127 amino acids. Gene Ontology annotation, cellular component: presynaptic active zone.
AGUAAUUUAAUUUUCAAUUCUGGUGUCUUAACGUUAGAAUAAUAGUUUAUUUUGUUUCUUUGUUUAUAGUUAAUUGUUUCUCUUGAUAGUUAAUUUAGUUUGGUGAUUGUUCAAGAUGAAUCGUCGUGGGGUAUCUGUUGAUCGGGCUUAUACCCGAGCGAAACCUUUAACAUUACAAUAUUUAAUUCGUGAUUCAGAUUCGAGUGAAAGUUCAGAUCAACAUGAUGAUGAUGAAAUUGGUAAUAAUAAUAAUGGUCACAAUGGUUACAACAGUUUAAAUGAUAAUCUUUUAAAUGGUGCUGAUGAUGAAGAUGAAAAUGAUAAAAGUGACCAUUUCAAUGGAGUAAGUGAUUACAACAGUGGCCUCAUUGAUGCCAAUGGUCAUCAUAAUUCUGGACAAUAUCGGUAUCGUCAACGUCGACCCCAAUCAAUGGGUCCAAGUGUAAAUAGAAUGCAAUUAGAUGAUCCUCCAAAUGAUGGCGAUACUUUUACAACUACUUCUGGUGACCAUCAACAGGUCAAAGUAUCAAGUCGUGUUCGAGGUCGAAGUCGAAGUAAAAGUUCUGAACGUCGUCGUCGUUACUCACAAUUACGUCGUGAUUUUGGUUCGGCCUCAAAUGUACUAAGCAAAUGUAACGUUGCAAGAAAAGUAAAUGAUUACGAUUCAGAUGAUGAAGAUAACAAUCAAGGUGAAAAUAAUUAUCGUCAUUUAACAUCAGCUAAUUGUCAACAUACACAAUCAACUAAAUCAAUCACAGCCUGGAAUCAAGGGUCAAAUGGUAAAUUGAAUCAAAUCAAACCCGAUUUUUGGCCCAGAAUUUCAAAUUCAAAUCAAUGCUCUCGGUGUAAUAUUGAUUCAGCUAAUUAUCAUCCUCAUCAUCAUCAUAAUCAUCCAGUUAGACCUUCAACUUUAUUCCUUAUCCCAACUCCACCAUCAUCAUCAUCAUCACCAUCAACAACAAUUCCGAUAAAUCAUCAACAACAAUCAGCUUGUGAUGUUCAUAUAACAACGACUUUCUAUCCAACAUCAAUUGACCAAAAACAACAACAACAAUCAACAAAUCAACCUCAAAUUGCGCUGAUUAAUCCACGAAAGGAAUCAAUUGAUUCAUCAACUGACAAAGGUUUACUUGAAGAUGUAUUGAAAACAUUGAACAUUGAAAAGGAGACACUUGUUUACCAGGUUAACAUGAUGAACGAUCAAAUUGAAUCACAAAAUGAAAGAAUCAAGGAACUUGAAUGUUCACUGAACAAUUUAAACAGCCGAUUAACACCAACAUCCAAUGGAAAUGAAUCAAUUUCUACCACUGGUUCAGACCAUGAACGUAAUCUUUGUGCCAAGGUGAUUCUUGAAGAGACUCGACGAUCAUUGAUUAAUGAAAUUGCUCGUUUAAAGAGGGAAUCAUUAUUAUCCACAACAACCGCCAGUAAAAUGUCAUCAUCGUCAUCAACUAAAUCAAUGCAAUUCAAUAAUCAUCAAGAGAAAACUAGUCGAUUAAGUUCAUUGGAAAAUGAAUGUGCUUCAUUAAAAGCAACUCUUUUGGAGAGAGAAGCUGAAACUGGAUUAUUGAGAUUAGCAUUGGCCAAGAUUGCUAAGAAUACGGGUUACACUUUAUCCGAUUCCGAAUUACAGUUAAUCCGAGGAUCAAUUUCCGCUCAAUUAUUGUUAAAAGUUGGACAUGAUUUGGUUUCUCCAUUACAAAAUGGUGAUGAUGAAACAAGAUGUGCUAAUAAACCUCCAUUGGUUCCUCGGUCUGGUACAAUUAACGAUGAUGGACAAUCAACAACAGGUCGAUUGGUUAAUAAUCAUAUGGAAGAGGUAACGUCAUCGUCUUCAUCUUCAUCAUCAAAUGGAUAUCAAGCCAAUGGUCUUCAUAAUGGACACAGAGGUAGAUCAGCUUCUCCUCAUUGUUUAAUCAGGAAAUCAUCAACAUCUAAUUCACCAACUAAUACAUUAGUUGAACAGCAAAGUAAUCAAAUUAAUCAGCAAACACCAUAUUCACCUCAAAGAAGUUGUAAUCUCUAUGGUACUAUGCCGCGUUCCUAUGGAUCUCAAAUUUACCAGAGAUUACAACAGCAACAAUUAACUUCUUGUGAAGAUUAUACAAGUGAAACCAAUCGACCUCGACCAUUGUCAUCUUAUUUAUCAUCUUCUUCAUCAAACAAUCAACACAAUUAUCAUCAAUCAUCAGGUAGUGGAUUUGGAACCAAGUUUAACAUAGUUACUUUUGGUAGGAAUUUUUUGUCUCUCAAAAAAACUAAAAGAUGUCAAUCUGCACCCGAGUUAGCUCAAGAUGAUCAAACCACUAGAAGAUCACAAUCAUCUAAUCCAGAUAUAUAUCAAUCGACUGGUCCAAACACCAAUGGAAACAAGGAUAAUAAAGCCAAAGGGAUAAAGAAAUUUUUCUCAAUUAUCAAGCGAUCUGAUUCCAAUUUCAACGACAAUGGUUUCAAUCGAGGUGGAAUCCGAGCUACCACAGGUCCAAGACUGGUCGCUGGUGAAAGACGUAGAAUCGAAGUUAAUUUACCUUUCUCAAGGUUGGAUAAUAUUCUGCUGGCUCAAUGGUUAAGCAUGAUUGGCCUUGGAAUGUACAGUGAUUCUUGUCGACGAUCAAUUAAAAGCGGAGAUCACCUAUUGAGUUUAUCAGAUUCAGAGCUUGAAAAAGAUCUUGGAAUCAAGAAUAAACUUCAUCGGAAAAAGUUACGCCUCGCAUUGACCUUCGUAAAUAACGAUGUUGACCCUUUAACCCGUCAAGCUCAUCAAUUGGAUUACCUUUGGGUAGCUCGUUGGCUCGACGAUAUCGGUUUACCACAGUAUAAGGAAAACUUUAUCAAUGGUCGAAUCGACGGUGCUGUACUUCAUAGAUUAACUGUCCAAGAUUUGGUUCACCUAAAUAUCAAUUCAAAGGUUCAUUAUUAUUCAAUUCGACGAGGUAUUCAACUAUUACGAUCAACACAUUUUAACACAGACACAUUGAAGCGACGAGCACCUUCAUCAGAAAUUAAAUCUAAUGAUUGGAAACCCGAGGAAAUCGCCCAAUGGACAAGUCACAGAGUAAUGGAAUGGUUAAGAUCAAUUGAAUUAUCUGAAUACACACCUAAUCUAAGAGGAAGCGGUAUUCAUGGUGCUCUAAUCAUUUACGAACCAGCAUUUGAUUGUGAUCUAUUGGCCAGUUUACUCAGCAUUCCAAGCUCUCGAACCCUAUUACGAAGACACAUUGCAACCCAUUUUAAUCAACUAAUCGGCUUUGAUUUAGUUCAAAUGAAACGAGAAUACCGUUCAAACAAUCCUAUUUUAACACCUUCAUCCAAAAUCUCUGUUAAGAAUGUUAAAUUUUCCAUCAUCAAAAGGCGAUUGAAAACUGAUCUACAUCUUGAUGAUCUUGUUUGUCCAAUGGAUGAUAAUGAAAUUAAACAAUCUUCAGAUGAUAAUGAUGAUAAUAUUAAUGCAACAACAAUUGACAACAAAAUGUUUCUACAAAGUGAAUCUCAAGUUUAAUUGUUAACUACAAACUUAUUGCCCUCCAGAAAGUAACUAUUAUCAUAUCAGUCAUAUGGAAGCGAUGGAUUGAAUUGUAGUGUAAUCAACAAUUAAUUGAUCACUUUGAUUGGCGAAAAAAAAAGUUUAGUUUCCAAUCAAUAACGGAUAAUAUGAAGAAAUGAUUUUUAAUUUAAACAUUUUUUAUUAUAAAAUCUCUGGUAUUACACUAAUAUACUGGAUAUAAAAUCCAGUGUUUGAUUUGAUUCACCUGAUCUCUAAAUUUACACUUAACUGGAUUAAAUGAACAACAAUUUAAUCAAUCAAAUCAAUAUUUUACCUGCCAUUUAGUUGCAACUAUGAUAAUGUAACACGUUUUUUAUAUUGUUAUGUUAAAAGCAUAAAACUUUUGAUGAUUAAACCAUCCUGACAAUUACAAUCAAAUUAA